AUGGCAUCUCCAGGCUCUGGCUUCUGGUCCUUCGGGUCUGAAGAUGGCUCCGGGGAUCCCGAGAACCCCAGCACAGCGAGAGCCUGGUGUCAGGUGGCCCAGAAGUUCACGGGCGGCAUCGGAAACAAGCUGUGCGCCCUGCUCUACGGAGAUGCCGAGAAGCCGGCGGAGAGUGGCGGGAGCGAGCCCCCGCGCGCCACCUCCAGGAAGGCCGCCUGCGCUUGUAAUCAGAAGCCUUGCAGCUGCCCCAAAGCGGAUGUCAACUAUGCGUUUCUACACGCAACAGACCUGCUGCCAGCCUGUGAUGGAGAAAGGCCCACUUUGGCGUUUCUGCAAGAUGUUAUGGACAUUUUGCUUCAGUAUGUUGUGAAAAGUUUCGAUAGAUCAACCAAAGUGAUUGAUUUCCAUUACCCUAAUGAGCUCCUUCAAGAGUAUAACUGGGAAUUGGCAGACCAACCACAAAAUUUGGAGGAAAUUUUGAUGCAUUGCCAAACGACUCUAAAAUAUGCAAUUAAAACAGGGCAUCCCAGAUAUUUCAAUCAGCUUUCCACUGGACUGGAUAUGGUUGGAUUAGCAGCAGACUGGCUGACAUCAACAGCAAACACAAACAUGUUCACCUAUGAAAUUGCUCCAGUAUUUGUGCUCUUGGAAUAUGUCACACUAAAGAAAAUGAGAGAAAUCAUUGGCUGGCCGGGAGGCUCUGGCGAUGGGAUAUUUUCUCCUGGUGGCGCUAUUUCUAACAUGUAUGCCAUGCUGAUCGCACGCUUUAAGAUGUUCCCAGAAGUCAAGGAGAAAGGAAUGGCUGCGGUUCCCAGGCUCAUUGCCUUCACAUCUGAGCAUAGUCACUUUUCUCUCAAGAAGGGAGCUGCAGCUUUGGGGAUUGGAACAGACAGCGUGAUUCUGAUUAAAUGUGAUGAGAGGGGGAAAAUGGUCCCAUCUGAUCUUGAAAGAAGGAUCCUUGAAGCCAAACAAAAAGGAUUUGUUCCUUUCCUUGUGAGCGCCACAGCUGGGACCACCGUGUAUGGAGCAUUCGACCCCCUCUUAGCAGUUGCUGACAUUUGUAAAAAGUACAAGAUCUGGAUGCAUGUGGAUGCCGCUUGGGGUGGGGGAUUACUGAUGUCCCGGAAGCACAAAUGGAAGCUGAGUGGCGUGGAGAGGGCCAACUCUGUGACAUGGAACCCACACAAGAUGAUGGGCGUCCCUUUACAGUGCUCCGCUCUCCUGGUUAGAGAAGAGGGAUUGAUGCAGAGUUGCAACCAGAUGCAUGCCUCCUACCUCUUCCAGCAAGAUAAACACUAUGACCUGUCCUAUGAUACUGGGGAUAAGGCCUUACAGUGUGGACGCCACGUUGAUGUUUUUAAAUUAUGGCUAAUGUGGAGGGCAAAGGGCACCACUGGAUUUGAAGCACAUAUUGAUAAGUGCUUGGAGCUGGCUGAGUAUUUAUACAAUAUCAUAAAAAACCGAGAAGGAUACGAAAUGGUGUUUGAUGGAAAGCCUCAGCACACAAAUGUCUGCUUCUGGUACGUGCCUCCAAGUUUGCGUGUCCUGGAAGACAAUGAAGAGAGAAUGAACCGCCUCUCAAAGGUGGCCCCAGUGAUUAAAGCCCGAAUGAUGGAGUAUGGGACCACAAUGGUCAGCUAUCAGCCCUUGGGAGACAAGGUCAAUUUCUUCCGCAUGGUUAUCUCAAAUCCCGCAGCAACUCACCAAGACAUCGACUUCCUGAUUGAAGAAAUAGAACGCCUUGGACAAGAUUUAUAAUAACAUAGCUCACCAAUCUGUUUCGAUUCUCUAGGUAGACAAUUCAGUUGUCACAAACUGUGUGAAUGUAUUUGUAGUUUGUUCCAAAGUAAAUCUAUUUCUAUAUUGUGGUGUCAAAGUAGAGUACAGUUUAAAAAUCCAAAAAACAUUGCUCCUUUUAAAAAUCCUUUCCUAAGUUUAGAAUACCUCUCUAAAAUUAGUGACAAGAGGCUGUGUUCUAAUUGAUAAUGAAAAGCUUAAAAUUGUUAUAAAUACUUCCCUUACUUUUAAUAUAGUAUGCGAAUCAAGCUUUAUUUUCACUUCAGAGUAGUAGGAUUGAAUAGUGCCAAAUUGCCCCUGAAUCCUAAAAGGUUCUUUGGGGUGCAGUCAAAAGAAGAAAGUACAUAUAAAAUGUAUGUUGACAAUAAAAACUCUUGCCUUUUUCAUAGUAUUAGAAAAAAAUUUCUAAUUUACCUAUAGCAACAUUUCAAAUGUAUUUAAAUACAUAUAAUUUUACAAAAGGAAAAUAUAUAUAUUAAAAAGAAAUCCUAUUUUGUAACAUAUAGAUUUUUAUUUUAUAUGGGUUAUACAAACUGCAGGGGCAGAUAUAAAAACUAAGCCAGAUUUUUUUUUUCUCUUUCUUUUAAUGGAGGCACAAUAAAACACUGAGCAAAGUCAUUCUGAAACAUAGGCCCACAAAUUCUUAAAAAGGUUAAUGCCUUCUCUCUAUUCAUGUUGCGGCUUAUCACAUCUCUAAAGUUAGUAUUACAAAACAAACACAAAAGAAUAUUGCAAGUUCUCUAAAAUGACUGACCAGAUGGACAAUAAAAUUCUCUUCCCAGUUAAGUUUUCCACCCAGUUGACCCUGAGUGGACCCACUCAGUAAACAUGAAAAGCCAAGCUUCAUCUUAGACUAAAACUAGAGUAAUUGUGUGUACUCUGCUUUCCAGUUCAGCUUGUUUUGAACAGAAGGUGGAUGCUCAUUCUUGAGGCAUCUUCCCACACAGUAUUCUUUUAUUAGGUCAUUUGGAUUAAUUAGGGAAAAAUAAACAUAAAAUCUAAUCAGCCUGAGCAAAAAUGGAAUGAAGCACACUCCAGAAGGUGGUGAGCCCAGAAAAUUAAACUCGGCCAUGAGAGAAGAGAUCUCUGUGAGAACAAUGAUGUCAUCCUGGGCACCCAUAUUGUCACUGUCCAAGAAGGAGUCAUUCACCUCCUGGGUAAUUGCUUCUUCCAGUUCCCUUCCUCUCCUACUCACCAAAGUUCUCUCCUGCUAGGCUUCCCAUCACUGGAAUCCCAAAUACUUAAUUUCUAUCCCACAGGGGGUUAUGUUCCUCUCAUGAGAUUUUGAGACAGCAUCUUAAGACCUUUUUUACCUGCCUCUUGUCAAAAUCCAAAGUGACCAGAGUGUGCAGAGAUAGUAAGAUAGUAGAUUCUUAGAAUUCAGGAUAAUACUUUAAAGCAUUCUUCUUCCCCUGCAAACCUGAUGGAGAGACCCAAGCUAGCAAGAACUCCCAUAUUUGUGGGGCCACAGUUUAUCAGAACCCAAGUAGUAGUAUGACGACUACAGAUUCACAGAUGCAGACUACAGGCACCACCUUAGAACAUUCAUCCUUUCUAUAUGGACCAGUCAGAUUACUAGUUAGCCUACAAGUAUACAAGGGAAGAAAAAAAGAAAUGCCCUAUAUUAUAACCAUAAGAUCUAACCAUCUGAAAUCUGCAUGAGCUUGCCCCUACAUUCUUCCUCCUACAUUAUAUACAAAAACAUUUAUACUUGAAUUCAACAUAGGUGUGGAUCCUUCCUGUCUUGGAAGUAAAUGGGUUCCCUAUGAUGAUUAGGAGAAAAUUUUUAUCUGUGCCCCAGAACUUCAUAAAGGAAUAAGUAGUCUAGGCUAUGUUCAAUGGCCAAGCAUCCCUUUCCUUUCUAGAAGUUGGCCAUUGAGGCUAUGCACAUAGUCUUGAGCCUCAGGCUAAAAGGUCCUACCUCAGAGGCAGAGACACUAACUGUCAAGCCCACUGUCCUGCUUUGAGAAGAAGGGGCCCUGUCCUGGACAGACCCCUCUCAACUCCAGGAUGCUUAUACCUUGCAGUAAAGAUCUUCUAACAGAAGCUGCUGUUUUUUUAACUUGAUGGUAUGAUGGUAUUUAAAAGGAGAAACAUUUGUGCCUAUGUAUGAUAUUCCAGAAAAAUAAUCUUUACAAAUAGAUUGUUUCCCCCACUUCCUGCCCUUUCCAGAUUCUUCUCCAGGUUGGCUGGGAGUCUUGCCCAAUCCUAUGCAGUGAAAUCCCUGCCAAUCAUAACCAAGGAGAGGAGGUAAAGAAAAGCCUAACAGGUUCCAGUAGUUUAAUAAAUAUGCUUUAAAGUAAGUCUGCAAUCUACUUGGGAGAGAGGAAGGGAAGAAGGAAGGUGGUUUUGAACAUUAGCUCAAAAUCCCAGUGCCAAAGGCCUUUAUGUGGGACGAUCCUUUACAAAUUUUAGAAAAGCCUGGUUUUAGCUUAAUCAGAAUUGACAUGGCCAUUUUUAUUUAUUCAGCAAUAUUGUGUUUGUUAUUUUUAAAUACUUGAAAUAAAAAGUGUGGUAUGUCUUCAUCUGAGACGCAUAAAUGGUAUUGACUUCGUGUACUGAAAGCUAAGGACAUCAAUUGUGUGUAUAAAUCGUGUUGCCUUCGUUCUAUUGAUAGCACUGUCUCGUCACCUCAGAUUGGGGUUGUGCACUUUAGCUCUGAACUGUACAGUGUUGCAAAUCAACAUAUGUUGCUGUAAAAGCUUGUACAAUCUAUUAUUGACAUGUCUUUUUCUGUGUGGUAGCUGUAUCGAUAUUAUGAACUACAUCCGCAUCUGUUCCUGUGCUCGCUCUCUCUCUCUCUCUCUCCCUCUCUCUCUCUCCCUCUCCCUCUUUCUGCUAAACUGUGUGCCCUCCACAUCAGCUCUAACAGAGAACAUGCCCUAGGCUAAGCUCCCUACUGAGAAAUCUCCCUUGAUAACUGUGUGAUUUGCAAAAUGCAAGGUGAACGCUACUCAUCUCCGAGAAGAGAAGAAACCCACACAGAGUGUCACAAACCACCCCAAUUGCAGGUACUGUCUCCGCUGGGGUUUGGGGUAGGGACUCAGAAUAUGAAUAAAGAAAGCACAGGUGUAAAUAUAGCAGCAGGCCAGGGAAUCAAGGACCCUGAUGGUGGGUAUCAUCUUGCACGUGCUCUCCUGUUUUCAGAUGCUAAGUACAAACACUGUGUAUUUAUUAGUCACGUGUUCCAAAAUACUGUUCCCAAUUGGUGUUUCUGAAAGACAUCAACAUCUCCCCAACAUGACACCAUAACUAACGACAGAAAAAAAUAAAAAAAUAUAAACAUGUGGCAACCUGUUCUUCUUACCAAAUAUAAACUUGUGUAUGAUCAAAGUAUUUUAUCUGUGUUGUCUCUCUAAACCCAAAUAAAUGUGUAA
Nyctereutes procyonoides (raccoon dog) is the source of this 5174-nucleotide messenger RNA. It is a transcript of the gene GAD2, whose product is annotated as glutamate decarboxylase 2. The transcript is spliced from 16 exons. Gene Ontology annotation, biological process: GABA shunt. The record is from RefSeq and is a predicted model, not a curated record. NCBI's taxonomy places the organism in Eukaryota, Metazoa, Chordata, Mammalia, Carnivora, Canidae. Gene Ontology annotation, cellular component: cytoplasm. Bases 1 to 1758 code for a protein of 585 amino acids. Gene Ontology annotation, molecular function: glutamate decarboxylase activity; pyridoxal phosphate binding.